Molecule: messenger RNA, 7034 nt
Organism: Thunnus maccoyii (southern bluefin tuna)
Lineage: Eukaryota; Metazoa; Chordata; Actinopteri; Scombriformes; Scombridae
Gene: fbrs
Product: fibrosin
Exons: 18
Coding region: 1641-5582 (1313 amino acids)
Source: RefSeq, a predicted model, not a curated record
GUAAAGCAUCUGUGUACUUCUUCCACCACUGCUGUUUGUGUAUUUACUAUAUAUUUACCAUGCUAUUUGUUAAUAAUUUGAUAAAAAUAGGGUUUUCCACAUGGUGGCAGUAUGCACAAGCAGAGCUCCCAACAAGCCCAGUAUGAUGACUGAGGAAGAAGACUGUCGCACACAAUGCACUGCACGGCUGACAAGGGUUGUGUCUCCCAGCGUUUCACGAUAAAUUUACAAUUGAGUGGAAACUUGUGAAAGGGCAGCAGCGGAGCCGCUCGGGUGUUUUUCCUCUGUGUGUUUAUCUGCACACUGGAUUUAGCGAGAUACAGAAAUCAAUUGAGCGGAAACGUCGGCGAGAGAGGUCCAACUUCUCCUCCCCAAACAUUGGAUUACACAGCGGAGGCUGCAUGAAGGAGCUGCCCGGCCCGGCGGGGGCUCGGCCGACACCCUCGUUUAUGGAAAUCGACACCGAGGCUUUAAUAUUCGGGCCUUGAUUUUUUUCUUUAUGACGGAGGAGCAACGAAAGAGGAAUUGUGUGUGGAGAAGCGAUAUAUCGUUACUCUGCGGGCGAUUUGUUGCUUAAAAGCGUCCGUUUUUACCCCGUUUUACUACAAAAUUGAUCGGCUAACAGCUGCCAGCUAGCCCGGAGAGCUAACGUUACGUCUUUCUUUUGAUGUGAUGCGAAUCCAGCCGUUACUCUCGGCCAUCAACGUUUCGGCAGCAGAAAAUAUAAUCUCAUGGCUGCGGAUUAUUAAAUAGGUUAGCUACUUGGUGUAUUGUCCGGCUUGUCAGUGUUUCCAGACACCUUUUGAAGAAUAUAUGUUUAUUCUUCGGUUGCUGGCUAAAUAUAUUGUGAUGUAUUGAGUUAGCCGUGUUCAUGCUAUCCCCCCCAAAAAAGCUAAUUAACCUAACGUUAGCUGGCUGUAGCAUUAACUACUUUAAUUUAGACACGUUUUACUGAUCAGAUUUGGAGUAAUUUAAGUUAACGAUAACGUUUAAAGUCAACACGGAGUCAUGUCACGGCAGCCGGUGUGUUAACGUCGGGAUAUGUAGGUUAUUGGCCUUGCUAAGUAGCUAACCGGAUCAUUUUGCUAACAGGCAAAUAAAUUUGUCAGCGUGUGCAGAAAUUUUGGAAAUUCAACAGUUAUAUUGAGCAAUGCCAACAUUGGCGUAGUUUUGAUUUUGAAAUCGACAUAGUGGCAGAUUUGUCUCGCUUUGUCUGCAACAUAAGAAGACUUGUCUUUUUUUGUUUACAUGCGUAUAACUUAUUUGGUUGUAGGUUGAAUUUCUUGCUGGCUAGCUGCUGUUAGCCGUCUACCAGACACAAACAGCAGCCAUGUCCUGACAUUUGUGAACGCCGCGGAUGUUUUAAAAAUUUCCCCCCAUGUGGAGCUAAGUUUACGUUCAGAUUCAGUGAGAUGACACUCAAAUUUCGCCGAAAGAACGGCACUGAUGCCAAAAGACUGUUGUCAAAGGACGGUAAAUAAUAGCCACUGGUUCCGUUAACGCCAUUUUAACCGGGGCUCUUCUGCUAGGGCCUGUGUGGUGGUGUUUCUUUUGCGGUUCAGUGCUUUUCCGCCGGACCGGGACUUGAGUUAAGUGCCUUUUGGUGUCACUGGAGUUACAGAAGGGGGUGCCGUUUGAUCAUGGAGGGCCCGAGCCGAAGCACUGGAUUCAGGCAGAGCCGACGGUCCCGUUCACAGCGCGACAGGGAGCGGCGGAGGAGGCGAGUGGACCUGGCCGAGCAGCGGGCCACAUCCCUGUCCUCAGGCUCCGAGCGGGAGGCUUGUGGGACCAACAGUGUCCUGGGUCCCGGAGGGAGAGAGUGCCGACCCGGGUUCGGGAGACACAGGCCUCCGCGCCGUAGGAAGAGAGAGUCGGUGUCCUGCGAGGAAGACAUCAUUGAUGGCUUCGCUAUUGCGAGCUUUAUCAGCCUGGAGGCAUUGGAGAUGGACUGCUCUCUGAAGCCCAGUCAGCGCACUGACAUGCUGGGAAGGAGGAACAAGGGGAAGAGAGGACCGGAGGAGAACGGCGGAGGGCCUCUCUCAGAGCCGGAGGAAGGAGCUCCACACAGCUACUCCAGCAGCUGUUGGAACAAGAGUAGAAACAAGAGGAGAAAGAUAGAGGGACACCCUUUGGAGACUGGAUACAUCUGUGACACUGAGAGUGAUACAGGAGACAAGGCCUCCGACAAUGACAUGGAUCCAGUGUUCACAGUCAGCACAAGGAAAGUUGUGGAGCCGGCCCCCUCAAACAUGGGCACAUCCAUGGGCAAAAGCUGCCCGACUCUGCCGGCCCGGAGCGGCGUCUCCCGGUUGAUGGUGACCCCGAGAGUAUCCGGCCUAGAGCGAAGUCAGGAGAAAAACCUGGAGCCGCAUUUCCCAGAGCCUGUUUCUUCUUCUACCUCUUCUGCCCCCUUCUCUUGCCUGCCUUCCCACUCCCCGGGCGCAGCCUCGGGCACGGUCCCCCGGCCUAGCCCCAUGAACGGUAACGGCGGCCGCCACAACAGCAGCCCACCGCUCUCCAAACCCAAGCCCUUCCUCACUUUGCCUGGACGAUCUCACUCCAUCUACAACAUCAACAACAGGAGCAACACCCCGGUCAAACCUCCAUCAUCUGCUUCAUCUGUUGCGUCUUCCUCAUCCUCCAUGCGGCCCCCGACUCCCUCCACCAGUGUGUCUCUGCCCUACAUCCGGAGCGCAGGAUCCUCAGGGCCCCUUCGACCCCCAUCCCGAGCCAGCUCUGGGGCCCUGUUCACGUCCUCGCCUGGCCUGCCUCCACCUCCCCCACUGCUACAAGGUCCUUCCCACUCAACAGCAGCAGACCAGGAAUUACUGCGCCACAAUUUGAACUCCCACUUCUUGAAUGCACAAGAGCGCGAGGGCAGACGCAGCGUCCCGGGGGCUGAAAACAACGGAGGAGCUGUGGGCCGCUCCACUCCCGGCGGUCCGUCAGCAUCGGGUUCCACGCCGGGAUCGUCAGGCCGGACGUCCCAGAACCAGCCGAGCCUCCAGCCUCUGGCCUUCCAGUUCCAUCAGCACAACCACCAGCACCAACACACGCACACGCACCAACACUUCACGCCCUUCCUGCACCCCACAGCUACCGCACCGCCUCUGUUUGAUAAGUAUCCAGGCAAGAUGGACGGGCUGUACCGACACCCUUUCUUCCCACCUUACCCGCCGCCCUCAGUGCCGAGUAUCCAGCCUGUGAUUCCUCCCACUGGGCCUUUCAGCUCCCUGCAAGGAGCCUUUCAGCCAAAGCCUCUUGUCCCUCAGGGAACGGGUCCUGAUAUAUCCGCGCGGCUCGGGGUUGUGCCUCACCACCUGCAGCCCAAAGACCCCAGGCUAACUGAUCCAUUUGGGACAUCGUUGAAAAUCAGUAAUAAACCAGGAAAAUGGUGUGCUAUGCAUGUAUAUGUGGCCUGGAUGAUUCUAAGCCAUCAGAAAAAAGUAAAGCUGAUGCAGGCUGAUCCUCACAAGUUGGACUUCCGUAGUGACCUGCUGGCCCGUCUUCCCGGAGCUGGUGGACUGGGCCCGCUGGGACCCAUAGGAGGAGCCAUGCCUCCCACUCAUGACCUGACUAGACCUCCCAGUCUGUUCUCAGCUACAGGUGCAGUCAAUCCGUCCUCAGCUCCUUUCAUAUCUCCAUCAACGCCGCACUCCUCUUUCCUGGCACCAGCUGCACACUUGGAUCCGUAUGGCCGAUCCCCACCCUUCACCCCGCUGGGAGCCCUGGGUUCUGGUGCCUUUGGAGGACUUGGUAGCCCAACACUCGCGGGCUCCGUGUUUGGCCCUAAAGACUCACCAGCCAGCGUGGUCGGGGGAUUGUCCACCCCUAACCAUCAUGACCCGUGGAAUCGCCUACACGGCGGCCCGUCUGGAUUCCCUACCGGCCCUGGCUGGCCUAAAGGGGCGGACAAGAGGGACGAGAGGGAUCGAGGGAAGGAUGGAGAGAGGAGAGACAUACCCCACAUCAAAGAUGAAAAGGACAGAGAUAAUAUGCUGUAUGGCCGACAACCUGUGAGAAUGUCUCCAGUUGCUCCUUCCUUCAAGCCUCGCAGUAGCACGCCAGUCUCCCACAUUAAUGGCCACAGCAGUGCCCUGGGGGGCAGCAGCGGGCCUAUUGAGGACCUGACACGCAGCCUAAAUAGAGACAGAGACCGCGAGCGGGACAGAGAUGGGGACAAGAGGCCGCUGCCGACAGUGUCUUCAAGGGGGCCUCCUCUUGGCCCUUCGUCUUUAGUAGCAGACAGGGACAGACCACGGUCUUCCUCAUCCUCCGUGCUCACUACUCCCCCACCCUCCAACCGCUCAGCCCCAUCUCCUUUGGACCUUUACCCCCGCCCACUGGCCCAGACAGCACAUAGCCUCCAUAAUGAACCCUCACACUCCCAAAGAGACAGCAACCUCCCUAUUUCCUCCGCAGCUUCUGCCUCUGUCACUUCUUUGUCUCAGGCCAAGAAGUCUGAUCGGACCACACCUGUCUCCAAACCUCCCCUGCUUCUCCCACCAGUUAAAGUCAAAGAGGAGCGAAAAGAGGAGCCGGAGCAUAUCCCCAUCACCCUGCCUCCCCCAGCACCCAACCACAGCUUUGAGCGCCCUAACAGCCAUCCACAUCACCACAGAUCUGGUACCCCUUCAUCUUCCUCUCUAUCACUGACUCCUACUCCUGGUGUUCCCCUCCCACCGCCCACUCCAAAUCCUUCUUCCCACCAACACCUUGCCAUGCUAGACCGCUCAAGGGCCAUUGAAGCGUAUCUGGGGGGCACGGCAGGUGCUGGAGGGUUGGUAGUGGGUCCAGGUGGAGAACGUUUCGCCCAUGGUCCACAACAAGGACCAUCACAGGGUCCACACAGCUUCACUUGGGACCCCUGGAGGGAGCUGGCAGCUCAGCAGCAACAUCAGCAUCGUAGGGAGGCUUUGGCACUUCGGUCAGACCCUCACUUUGCCCUGCGUUCCGAUCCACAUCUGGCCCGGCUGCUCCAGCAUCAACGCCUUCUGGAAGCAGAGAGGGCUGCGGCUGUAGCGGCUGCAGCUGCAGCAGCCAACCCUCACCACCCUUCCACGUCUACCUCUUCUGCCUCCAACUCUGUCCGCCAGGAGUUUGGCCUGAUGGCCCAUCACUUUGACCGCCCUCCUCAGCUCGGACCUCCAGGAGGAGGGCUGAUGGACGAGGAGCAGCGUGCCCAGAUCCUGAGGGAAGACUUUGAGCGGGCUCGCUACUUUGGGCACCCACACCUUCCUCCUGGCUCUCACCUCUCAAGCCCCUCUCAUGCUGCUACUGCUGCUCACCUGGAGCAGCUCCACCCUGGCCUUCUCUCACACCAACUACCCCCAGGAGCAGCCGGGCAUCAGCAUCACGCAGGUCUCUACUCUCGUCUAGGCCCACUACACCCACACAGUGUGCCCAACGGCAUCCUGGCAAAGACCCCUGCAGGCUUGGUGGGAGCUCUGGCAGUGGGGGCACCGCCUCCACUCAUUCCGUCCAUCACCAGCCGGUCGUCCACACCUCCCCGCGGUUCUAGACUUGCAGGGCCAGGUGAGCUGGCACUGUACAGCGCCCACAAAGAUGGAGAGUCCAGAUAGUAUAGGGACAACACUGGAGGAGAUUAAGGGAAAUGUCAGGAUCACUGUGCUGCUCUCAACCUGCCCCCUUUUCCUCUUGCAAACUACUAAACCCUGCCCUGUGAGUUACACAACCAAACCAGUCCCAGUACCCCCAACAAAGGGUAACCACGACUGGGUGGAGAUGAUGGUAGGGAGGGAAAUGCAAGACUCGUCAGUGUGACUUGGAAUAUGCCCAAUGGUUCUAUCAGUGCAAUUUAAAGGUACAUGGUUUCUGUGCAUCUUGGUGUAUUUUUAUUUUCUAUCGGCUGUCGGUUAUUACAGUACUCAAUUUUGAACGCUGUAAGAAGAGGCAGAGGACAGCUUUUUUCAUUUGUCAGGUGAAUUAUGAUCCAUGCUUAUAAGCGAGCCUUUUCCAGGUGGAUUGGAAAUGACUUCCAGAGGGAUGCACACUUUUGAAAACGUGUCAAGGGUUCAUCCUCAGCUCGGUUAACUCGUGGGAUAUUAUAAAGGCCUCCUCUACAUAAAUCAACCCCGGUGUAGGUAUUGUGGAUGAGGGUUUCUAGAAAUACAGUGGUAAAGUGGUGCUUUCUGUUCUGUUUUUGUGUCUUUAUGUCAUUGUGAAAAGACAGAUUACUGAUGAGACCAUUUAAAUGAGGAUCAGUAAGCAUCGUACCUCAGUUUCCUGCUUUACCCAAAAAUCUAACCCCCAAGCCCUCAGCUUCACUGAUAAUGAGAUUCAACCUUUUUUGGCUUGUUUUUUUUUUUGUUUUUCAAAGGAUGAAUGGUGAAAUGAACUGUGCUACACUGUGUGAGUGAACACAGUAUUUUAGAGCUUCCUGUAACUGUUUCCCAGUCUCCUCUUGACUAUAUGAGCAGGACCAGAUUAUAGUAGUCUAGAGAAAUUGCCUUUGUAAUUAUUAUUCUUAACAUUAAUUAUCUUCUAUAAUAAUAAAUAUAUUCACUGUUAUGUUAUUUGUCAUUGUUUCGGGUAUCAACCAGUACUCUCUCCCCAGGUAGUAAUAUGUUUCAAAAUCAUGCAAAAGACAAAGCAAAAGGCUUGCUUCACAGAAAACUUUUUAACGCUUGUGAACAUUAAGCCGUAUCCAUUGCAACCUCUGGCCUCUUCAAGGAUCUCAUCGGUGACUUUAUAAUGCGGAGAGAGAGAGAGAGAGAGAGGUUUGCUUGUGUGUCCUUGGUUGUGUGUUACUAUGGGACUAUGGGAGCCUUGUACAUUGAACUGUCAAGUUGUUUCAUCAACAAAAAUAAGUUAUAUACAUGGAUAAGUGGGACAUCUGCUGAAGAACUGAAAAAAAAAAACAUAUAAGGACUUGUGUCAAAAGACAACUAGACAGUGGAUAUACUGAGAGGGGAAAGACUGGGUCGAUUAUUUUAAUAUGACCAUUUUAUACCUUUCAAACCCCUCCCCUAGAGACCACAAAGAUUAAUAAUUAUUAAAUGAAUUGUUGUUUA